Messenger RNA from Protobothrops mucrosquamatus (brown spotted pit viper), 371 nucleotides. RefSeq names its product negative elongation factor complex member E (gene NELFE). Gene Ontology annotation, biological process: negative regulation of transcription elongation by RNA polymerase II. The transcript has 4 exons. Lineage: Eukaryota; Metazoa; Chordata; Lepidosauria; Squamata; Viperidae. The record is from RefSeq and is a predicted model, not a curated record. The annotation marks the transcript as partial. Gene Ontology annotation, cellular component: NELF complex.
GACUUGCAACAGUUCCUUUAAUGACCGUUUGGAAGCUACAACAGCACGGGAAAAAACCAGUAUUGUACUAUUCCAUCAUGAUUGUUUUGCCACCUGGGUUGACAGAAGAUGAAGAAGCCCUGCAGAAGAAAUUUGCCAAACUCAAGAAAAAGAAAAAGGCCCUCAUGGCCUUAAAAAAGCAACAGGGUUCAACCAGUCAGGCUAUCCAGGGAGGAAUUAAACGAUCCAUCUCAGAUCAGCCAGUAGUCGACACCGCAACAGCCACAGAACAAGCCAAGAUGCUGGUGAAAACGGGGGCCAUCAGUGCUAUCAAAGUUGAGAACAAGAACUCGGGAUUCAAACGCUCUUGGACUCGGAAGGUGAAACCGAAA